AUGUCACAGGACAAUAUCAACACCAUCGUCGCCAUCAUCCAGAAGCUCAUGCACAAGCUCUACACACAGCUGGAUGACUACAAACUGCAGCUCAUCAUCUAUCAGUCACCCAUGUCAUUCAACAAGCCCAGUUCACCAAUGUACAAGUUCAGCCUCCAUGGUUUCUGGCCAGGCGUCAAGGUCAAUGUGCAGGUGGCAUGCACCAUCUGCUGCACCAUCAUCCACCACCUCCACAAGGCCUUUGGCAAGUGGCCAGCCUACAAUCAAUGGGUGAGUGUGCUCAAUGAGUCAGUCUACAAGCCCAACAGCUUGCACAUGUUUGCAUCAGCCAAGGCCAAGAAGUGCCAUGCAUGUGGCAGCAAGGGCAAGACCAAACCCAAGGAGAUGGAGCUCAACAUGCUGCAGCACAACCUCAAUGCCCAGUUUGACUGCUGCACUCUACAUCAGCCCAAUGGUGUGCUCAUGGAACCACCCAAGAUGCUGGAUUGGGUCAAGAAGAUCAAGGAAUUGGAUCUCAUUGAUGGCCUCUCUCAAGAUGAGCUGAGGCGCCAGCACAUCCACAAAGAGCGCCAUAUCACAAAGGGAAUCAGCAAGAGGGAGCGAGUCAGACCACACAAUCCCAACUACAAGGUCAGCCAACAACCUCUCACAAUCAAUUGCAAUUGCAUCAUCUGGCUGCUAAUGGAGACCCUGUGCGCCAAACACCACUACAUGGACUGCAAGAGUGUGACAUCAGUUGAGUACAAGGCCACUGGGGGCUACUACAUCACCAAGACUGACUGCUGGUGGUGCCCCAACAAGGAGGCCAAGCACUGUUCCAACACCAUCUGGUUCUUUGUUGUAUUCAACACCAUCAAGACCAAGUGCUAUAAGCACAACAAGAUCAUCAUGCCCAGCUACUGA
Acanthamoeba castellanii str. Neff is the source of this 903-nucleotide messenger RNA. RefSeq lists its product as uncharacterized. NCBI's taxonomy places the organism in Eukaryota, Discosea, Longamoebia, Acanthamoebidae. Bases 1 to 903 code for a protein of 300 amino acids. The transcript has 2 exons. The record is from RefSeq and is a predicted model, not a curated record.